Pygocentrus nattereri (red-bellied piranha) is the source of this 2793-nucleotide messenger RNA. RefSeq names its product SWI/SNF related, matrix associated, actin dependent regulator of chromatin, subfamily a-like 1 (gene smarcal1). Gene Ontology annotation, biological process: DNA repair; replication fork processing. Gene Ontology annotation, molecular function: ATP-dependent chromatin remodeler activity; ATP binding. Bases 138 to 2771 code for a protein of 877 amino acids. The record is from RefSeq and is a predicted model, not a curated record. The transcript has 18 exons. Gene Ontology annotation, cellular component: nuclear replication fork. NCBI's taxonomy places the organism in Eukaryota, Metazoa, Chordata, Actinopteri, Characiformes, Serrasalmidae.
UGCUGGAGUUGAAAACUUUAGCUGGCUGGCGGCGCGAGCCCGACCGAAGAUUAAACCUGCGGGCUGGAUGCGCACAGCCAGCUGUCUCAGUAGCUGCUGUUGGUACAGAGGAAGGUGGAGGAUUUAUUCUAGCAGGGAUGUCAAGCAAUCUGACCCCGGAACAGCAGAAAAAAAUCGAGGAAAACAGACAGCGAGCACUUGCGAGAAGAGCUGAGAGACUUGCACAGGGAAAUCUACAAGCUCCGGUUGCUCAAAACGAACUGUUUUCACAGCAGCAUGUCUCCCCAGCUCAUCUGUCCCAUUCAAAAGGGCCAUUAACGAAGUACACACCACCUUUUCCUGUAAAACGGGAAAGCAAGCCCUCAACAAGCAGCACUUCCACUGCAAGACAGGCCCAGCUCAUAGAUCCUCUUCCCCUCCCUAAAAGACCAUUUCCAAGUAAUGAGUCUCAGGCAUCGACUCCUUCAGUUAGUUUCAACCCUCCUGGGCCCAAAUCUGAUGGAGAGAAGUCAGCUUUCGAGGCUGGCAGUUUCUAUGGACAGAGCCAGGGGAUGGCUACCCAGACUUCUGAGAAGCAGACAGCUAAACCUACAGACAGGGUCUCUGCUGGGCCUGUAAAGAAACCAGCUGUGUCUGUGAGGGGGCGAUGUGUGCCACACUCAGAGGAGCGUUUUAGAGUAGAGGUCGGCUACCAUGCAGAGCUCAUCGCGGUGUUCAAGAAUAUACCAUCCAGAAACUAUGACCCUGCCACCAAGAUGUGGAACUUCAGCCUUGAGGACUAUAAACUAUUGAUGGAGGAGGCAGCAGGCAUCCCUUCUGUAUCUCUGAAAGCCCUGGAAGGAAUGGAGGGGUUGGAUCUGUCUGCCUCCAGUGGCCGCCCCAAAGACGCCGCUGCCCUGGCUGCGCUGAUGAAACUAUGCCAAGGCUGGCAGAAGCCUGGGGCCACAGUUAAGGGCAAAUGCACCCUCAUCUCCCGCUCUCGCCUAGAAGUAGAUAUUGGAUACCAUGCAGAUGUUAUAGGUAUCUUCAAACAGAUGCCUUCAAGGAAUUAUGAUAUGAAAACAAGAAAAUGGAGUUUCCUGCUUGAGGAAUAUGGACAAUUGAUGGAGGCUCUAAACGACAUUUCAGCUGUGGAGAUUGAACCGCUGCCACGUGCAGUGCUGCAGGCCUUCUCCUCACAGUUUGAGAAGAGCCAGUCUAAAGCUCAAGAGAUCCCUGAGGCUGAUCUCUCAAGUGUUGACCCCACUCUUACACGUAGCCUCAUGCCCUUCCAGCUGUAUGGUGUCAACUUUGCAGUGUCCAGAGAAGGCCGUCUGCUCCUGGCUGAUGAUAUGGGUCUGGGAAAGACUGUACAAGCCAUCUGUAUUGCAGCUUACUAUAGGAAAGAGUGGCCACUGCUGGUAGUCACUCCAUCCUCUGUACGCUUCACAUGGGCAGAGGCGUUUCGGCGCUGGUUGCCCUCGGUAGCAGCAGACCGCAUUAACGUGGUGGUGAAGGGCAAAGACAAACUUCGCUCUGGUCUGGUCAACAUCAUCAGCUAUGACCUCCUCAGCAAGAUGGACAAGCAGCAUUUAGCCAACCCUUUCAGUGUGCUCAUCAUGGAUGAAUCCCACUUCCUGAAGAACAUUAAAACAGCUCGCUGCAGGGCUUCUCUUUCUCUACUGAAGGCAGCUAAGAGAGUAGUCCUACUGUCAGGAACUCCUGCCAUGUCCCGUCCGGCUGAGCUCUACACUCAGAUCUUGGCUGUGAGGCCCACGCUCUUCCCCCGUUUCCAUGACUUUGGGGUGAGGUACUGCGAUGCUAAACAGCUCCCCUGGGGCUGGGACUACUCUGGCUCCUCUAACCUGACUGAGUUGAAGCUGCUUUUGGAGGAGUCUCUGAUGUUGAGGCGGCUCAAGUCUGAUGUGCUCUCACAGCUUCCUGCAAAGCAGCGCAAAGUGGUUACUGUGACUACAGAUGGCAUCAACGCUCGCACCAAGGCUGCUCUCUCAGCUGCAGCCAAGGAGCUGGCCAGCGGACGCCACAAUAAGAUGCAAGAGAAAGAGGCUCUGCUAGUCUUCUUUAACCACACAGCAGAGGCCAAAAUCAGAGCCAUCAUGGAGUACAUAUCGGACAUGCUGGAGUGUGGACGAGAGAAGUUUCUGGUGUUUGCACAUCACAAACGAGUCCUAGACAGCAUAAGCAAAGAGCUGACUGAUAAGGGGGUCUGUUAUAUCCGUAUCGAUGGCUCCACGCCCUCAGCUGAGCGGCAGCAGUUGUGUGAGAAGUUUCAGUUCUCACAACAGAGCUGCGUAGCUGUGCUCUCAAUCACAGCUGCAAACAUGGGCCUUACACUGCAUGCUGCAGAUCUUGUGGUUUUUGCAGAGCUCUUCUGGAACCCAGGGAUAUUAAUUCAAGCAGAAGACAGAGUGCAUCGAAUUGGUCAAACCAGCAGUGUGGACAUACACUACCUGGUGGCCAGAGGCACAGCUGAUGACUACCUCUGGCCUAUGAUCCAGGAGAAGAUGAACGUUUUAGAACAAGUUGGCCUGUCUGAAUCCAAUAUUUCAGACAAGGCAGAGUGCUCCAGCUUUCAUAGCAAGGACCCCAAGCAGCAGACCAUCACUGAGAUGUUCCAGAGGUCAUUCUCAGAGGAGGAUAUGGAUGAAUCACUUCUGGAGGCUAUGAAUGACUGGGAGGAUACAGGGCACACAGACUCAGGUCACCAGGAAAGUCACUUCUCUGAGAGCCCCAGCAAGAAAAGGCGUAUUGAAGAUUACUUCAACAGAUAACCAAAUAUGCUAGGAAUUAAAA